ACAGAGCUGCUGUUUGAUAGGCUGAAAAAGUUUGGAACAGGCGUGGCAUCAUGCGAGCCUGAAAGUUCUUUGUAUGUUGCAGUUGGAAGUUUAUUCAGAGCGUUUGCAAAGGAGCUGUAAGGUACCUUCCGAGUGUGUAGCGGCGUGUUUGGAUUAUUGUUUAUAAAUGGGAGCCAAAGCCAGUCGAGGGCGUACUGAGCCGGACCAGAUCCAUGGGGUUCGAUAUAAUGAAAUAAGUCAUGCUGGCAAAGAUGAGGUGCAGCGGAGGAGACGAAAUGAGCGACACAGCGUUGUGCCUGAUAUGAGCUUUACAGAACAACUCAGUCCGGGGCUCAACCGAUCUGAAUGCCUUUUCGAUGAUAUUCGGGAGCAACAGAGUGGUGUCCGGAAUAGUAUAUCCCCGCCGUUACAGUGGCUAAACAUGUCUGAGAAUUCACCGCGAACCGACUCGAGAUGGCAUCAUGGACUCAGGGGUGCAGCAGCUAGGGAGCUCCCAGCAAACCGUGACCCCCACCUAAAUGCAGCAGCACUUAGGGUAGACUGUAUGGUGGGGAGGGGAGGUCGUCACCAUCCCCGACCCUUGUCUGAGUCCGAUAGAGGUGUCUACAUCUUAACUAGUAUUUUUGUGUGUCCCUUCUGCAAGAAGAGCGUUCCUGUACCAGAGGCCAGACUUCACCUUACAGAGUGCCUCAAGCCUGCUCGUGUGUCUUACAAUGUCGAUCUUCUGAACAGGGAUGCUGGCGAAUGUACCAUAUGCCUAGAAGACCUGAAGGAAGGAGAAACUAUUGCUAGACUAGCUUGCCUGUGCAUUUACCACAAAAGCUGCAUUGAUUCCUGGAAUAAGGUGAAACCCACAUGUCCUCAGCAUCCUUUUGACUGAUGAAUUUCUACUCUGUUCACUCAGGAUUUAGCUUGCCAUACCAAAAUGUCCAAUGUGGCUGUAUCGGAGGACAUUUUACAUGCAGGGAUGAAAUACCUCGGAACUACCUUUUUAAUGCUGUGCGGCCCAGCUCCAGGAACCUUUUUUUUUUCCUCCCAACUCCUGGACCCGCUUGCUCAGAAGGAUAACUGCCUAUGCAUUUUGAAUACAUGUGUACUCCAUUGAUAUGGACGGGAUCUUGCAGCCUUUUAACUACAGCAGAGAAAAAGGUUUAAGAAUGAAUUCAGGAGUUGGAAACUCCUCUUGUUGUAAUACAGUGGAACAUAAGAUUUAUUAUUGAUUUAAGAAUUUUCCUAAUAUAUCUGGCUGGAACCAGAAGUUCUGUCCCCCCUUCCUCCAAGUUCCAACUACAACUAUUUUUCGCUCUGAAUGAGAAGUUGCAGGGUUAGUAUAGUCUUGAGGGUUAUUGGCUGGAACCACACCCCUCAUUUGAUCUGAAUUGCAGGUGGUUUCUUCAUUUACCAUGGUUUGAGUAAAUUAUCUGUAGAUAAACUUGACUGGAGCAAUUUCAUCGUACUGGAUGUUAGUUUGUCCUAAAUUGUGAAUAACCUGAAAACAGGAUUCCUACUGCCUUCACCUUUACCUGGACAGUGCCGGACUGCUUUAACAUUUGGGGACUUGUGCAUGUGUUGAUGCUUGGAUUUAAAUCCCACUGGCCGGCAGAGCAGCUGCUCUAUUGAAAGCUCCAAACUGCCUUCCAUUUAACAUUGUUUUCUUAGUGUGUGUUUUCUUUCACAUGAACUUUGUGUUGAAAUUCUAGGUCCUGCACACUGAACUGAAAUGUUGUUCACAACUUUUUUUAAAUUGUUUAAUGGAAUUUGUGUCAAAAGGUGUAAUGAAUUUGUGACCACUGGCUGCUCUCAUUGGAAGGGCUUGCACUUUUCUACCAUUAAUUUUCAGUAUGGGCAGUUCUGUCUGGUCAGUGCCUAUCAGUUUUUGCUGUUUAAUGAAAACUGUGAUACCAGGUUACCUGUGCAGCCAAUGUUUUUUGCUGUGUUUUGCUAUUGUAACUAUGAAUUGUAACUUUAAAAGGAAACUGAGGGCCAUAUGGGGUAGAAGUCUCUAAAUCACAGCUGCACAUGUACUGUAGUGACUGUAGUCCCACCCACUGUUUUGAGCUGUUGGGUGGAGUGAUGUUUUUUCCAGAUGGAAAAGAGUAAAUGCUGUCAGUCUGGAUUAAUUUCACUGACAGCAGCUUGUCAUUUGGUGCCCAGCCUAAAGCUGUAAGGUGGACCUUGGCAUGCUCGAAAUACAGGGCCAAGAACCCUGCAGUGGUGGACGAUGAUGUACUCCCAACAUGAUAGGGGGAGGGGAUAGGGAUAAAAGUCUUGGGUUAGGAGAAAGUGUACUGAAAUGUGUGGGGUAAAGACUUUUUCAUGUAUAACUGUGAAUGUAUUUAUUGUUUCAUUACUCUUUUCUUAAGCUGCUUGGUUGAGGAAACCAAGCAAUCUGUAUGAAGUUUAAGAUGCUCAGCUAAUUUGAUUUUAUUAAAUAUAACAAAACAUUAAA
Messenger RNA from Protopterus annectens (West African lungfish), 2449 nucleotides. RefSeq lists its product as uncharacterized. The record is from RefSeq and is a predicted model, not a curated record. NCBI's taxonomy places the organism in Eukaryota, Metazoa, Chordata, Ceratodontiformes, Protopteridae. The transcript has 5 exons. The coding region runs from base 167 to 880 and encodes 237 amino acids.